AUGCAACCGCUCAGGCUCACACCCACUGAACACCGGGACCAAAAAAAACAAGGCGAUGUGUGGAGCAGCUGCGCAGUCCACUCUUCUUCGGAUCCGCCAGAUCGCCCAUUGGAAAACUGCGGAAUCUCUGAAAACGGAGGCGUGACCCAAGAGAUCUCAACGUUCUCAAAUUGUUUAUGA
This is a messenger RNA of Laccaria bicolor S238N-H82, 180 nucleotides long. RefSeq lists its product as uncharacterized. The record is from RefSeq and is a predicted model, not a curated record. The coding region runs from base 1 to 180 and encodes 59 amino acids. The transcript has 2 exons. NCBI's taxonomy places the organism in Eukaryota, Fungi, Basidiomycota, Agaricomycetes, Agaricales, Hydnangiaceae.